AUGGCCUCGGCAAUGGAAUCCCACUCGAACGCCGUCACACGUAUCGCAAGCAUAAUUCGUGGCUUCCAUGAUUCUAAAUCACCAUUCCGAAUCUACCAUGGUUCCACAAACAGUACGCGCCGCCGUAGCAGCUUGACGAACAUCGUCGACAUCUCUGGGCUUGACCAUGUACUCUUUAUCGACCAGGAGCGCAAGACCGCCCUUGUCGAGCCCAACGUAUCGAUGGAUACGCUAGUACAGCACACCCUGGCACACCAGCUCAUUCCUCUCGUGGUCAUGGAGUUCCGCGGGAUCACGGUCGGUGGAGGGUUCUCGGGAACCUCGGGCGAGUCGAGUUCGUUCAAAUAUGGUUUCUUCGACCGGACUGUUCGGCAAAUCGAGAUCAUUCUUGGCAACGGUGAACGGGUGAAUGCGUCUCGUACCGAGCGAUCGGAUCUGUUCUGGAGCGCCGCGAGCAGCUUUGGCACCAUGGGCGUCGUCACGCUUCUAGAGGUUCAGCUGCGUGAGGUGGGACCAGAUCCUCAUCUGGAGCUGCAGUAUUUGUUUGCUAAUAGUAUGGAUGCGGCACUCAAAACAAUGCAAGAAGCUAUGUCUGACCCCGAGUCGGAGUACAUCGAUGGAAUCAUGUUCAACAAGGGCGAGAUUGUCAUUUGCAGGGGUCGCGUCAACCCUGGUCAUCUCAUGGCUCGCACAGAGCCCGUUCGACGGUUUGCACGGGCGGGGGAUGAAUGGUUCUAUAUCCAUGCAGAAAGGCAGAUGCGGAAAGCGAAAGCGUCCCCCGGAUCCGCCAUCGAUUAUAUCCCGCUGGAGGAUUACCUUUUCCGAUACGACAGGGGCGGGUUCUGGGGUGGGAAGUAUUGCUUCCAGUACUUCUUUGUGCCGUUCACUCGGUGGACGCGCUGGCUGUUGAGCUGGUUUAUGGGAACCAGCAUUAUGUAUCACGCUUUGCAUGAAAGUGGGCUUGCGAAACAGUACAUCGUCCAAGAUGUCGGGAUUCCAUAUGGCAAGGCCGCAGAGUUUGGGCAUUGGCUGGAUGACAACGAGAACUUUGGCUACUACCCCCCUCUGGCUCUGUCCAUUGAUGAUAACACGCCGGAAAUACUGCUUAAUUUCGGGAUAUGGGGGCCUGGGCCGACAGAUCGGCUGCAGUUCAUCUCGAAGAACCGUAAGCUUGAGCAGAAGGUGAGCUCUCUUGGGGGUAGGAAAUGGCUCUAUGCACACACCUACUACACCGAGGAAGAGUUCUGGUCCAUUUACGAUCGUAAGCAGUAUGAUGCUCAGCGCAAGAAAUACUUUGCUACGGAUCUACCCUCUAUAUACGAGAAGGUCAAAAUGCAGAUCGACGACGUGACGCCAUCCUGGUACCAAUGGGCGUGGAGUCUCAGGCCAUUUGCUGGAUUAUACGGAGCGUGGAAGGCGAUACGUGGAGGGGACUAUCUAGCCAAGAAGUAA
Penicillium chermesinum is the source of this 1452-nucleotide messenger RNA. RefSeq names its product FAD-binding oxidoreductase. The transcript has 2 exons. Bases 1 to 1452 code for a protein of 483 amino acids. Gene Ontology annotation, biological process: steroid metabolic process. NCBI's taxonomy places the organism in Eukaryota, Fungi, Ascomycota, Eurotiomycetes, Eurotiales, Aspergillaceae. Gene Ontology annotation, molecular function: Delta24(24-1) sterol reductase activity; FAD binding. The record is from RefSeq and is a predicted model, not a curated record. Gene Ontology annotation, cellular component: cytoplasm; membrane.